Molecule: messenger RNA, 637 nt
Organism: Mizuhopecten yessoensis (Yesso scallop)
Lineage: Eukaryota; Metazoa; Mollusca; Bivalvia; Pectinida; Pectinidae
Product: nephrin-like
Exons: 3
Biological process (GO): cell-cell adhesion
Cellular component (GO): cell-cell junction
Molecular function (GO): cell adhesion molecule binding
Source: RefSeq, a predicted model, not a curated record
AUGUCACCUUUGGCAUUACCUGUGACGUCAGUGACCAUCACCCCCUCCACCACUGUGACUGUAGAUGUAGGUAUCAGCACCACACUGACCUGUACCACACAGCCACACAGUCGUCCUACGGCCAAUGUCACGUGGUACCGAAUGGUCAGUGGUCAGUCACAGCAGAUCACCGCUAACAUCAGUGUGUCACAUGACACUCUGGAUUCCGCCAAGACAACGACCAGUGUUCUGUCCUACGUUCCGUCCAAGGAGGACAAUGGACGGACAGUGUACUGUGUAUCAGACGGAGGAUGGACUGGUAGUACUACUUCCACUCUGCAGUCGCAAGCGGCUACCCUAAAUGUCAGGUAUCCACCAACCAAUCCACUAACAGUGACUGGCAACAGCAACCCCCUAUAUAGUGGUGAAGACAUUGAACUCAACUGUAGUAUAAGGGGAGGUAACCCAGUAGCCAUUCUGACAUGGACAUGUCCUGGUCGUAGCUUUAUCUCUUCACCAACCAAAACAGCAGACGCGGCAGUCUCUGUACUGGGGAUACGUCUGACACCUUUAUAUAACGGGGCCAACUGUACAUGUAUAGCAACUCAUCUUGUACAGGGCUUCAGGACAUCUCACACCGAGGUCUUCAACGUCUACU